AUGAAAAUUAUAGAGCCAAGCAGCUGCAAUGUAAGUACCAUCAAUCAUUUGCCAAACGGCAGGUCUACACCAGAGCCAGUGAAAGACGAAGGAACAUCCGAUAGGAAAGAGGAACAACACGUUGCGAACAAGAAAUCUCUCCAUGUAAAAGUGAGUCGUGCACAAAGCGGGGGAGAAUCCCCCCCCAAUGUAGCUCCCCCCGAAUGGAACACCCACACCGAUGAAAGGAAUGAGAAAGAUAAAAAGAGAGAAGGCCCACCCAAAGGAGAGGCAAAAUUAUCACAGGGAAGCACAAUGCCGAACUUGAUACCAACGAUGAAGAUAUGGGAAAAACCUAACGUGGGGAAACUUCCCCGGGGGAGACACUCAAAUGGUGAGCACUACAAAGGGAGAGCACAGAAAAAUUGCCAAGACGCACAGGAAAGUGCAAGUAUCAAUGAGGAGAAAAAGAAGAGAGGAAAAAAAAAGAAAAAGAAGAGUGAUCCCCUUCCUGAAGGGGGUAGAAGCAAACAUAUAGACAAUGUACCAGGCGAUGAAGCAAACCGCGUGCCCCAUUUGAAAAAAAUAUACACGUUAACAGAAGGAAGUGAUUCUCCACAGAAUUUGGGAGGCCUUACUGAACUGGAAGAGGACAGUUUCGUGGGGUCUCUCUCCAGUGAAAACUCGAAUGGCCUAUGCGAUAAGGCAAAAACAAUCAAUUGUAGCUUUGGUGCAGAUAAGAUAAGUACCCACGAAACACCCCCCAUGGGAGAGGUCCUAGCAGGAAAUAGAACAAUUAAGAACCCGUUCGACCCUCCUAGCGACACACGUAAAGUAGAGAAGACCCCCAUCUAUUGGCAGAAUGAAGCGGUCGAGACCGCUAGACGAAGUUGCAAUGGGGAAGCAGAAGAAGGGAGCAUAAACAAAGGGGUGGGAGAAGCCAGCAGGGGAGCUACCAACGGGGAAGAACCCUGCAGGGAAGCUGCCAAUCGGGGUGAUGCCGUUACCGGAAAACUCCAAUCGGAAGGCUACCACCCAAAGAGGGACACCCCAAGCGACGGUGCCAACAAUGGGGACGACGAGGAAGGCAACAAACGUGGAUCCAGCCCCACAGAUGCAGCUACACCAGAAAACGAAAUUGAGCAAUUAAAAGAAGAAAUAAAAAAGGAAGUAUACAACAGAUUAAGCAUCGCACUAGACAUCAAUAUGAACUUAAACGAAAAUGAAAAAUACUAUGACCUUUUUAAAAAAAAAAAAAAAUUCCGAAAAUACAUUAUUAAUAGCUGCAAGUUUGUAAUCAUCCUUGGGAAACACCUGAAUCUGUCCUUCUGCACGAUUUCACUCGCCCUGUAUUAUGUGCAUAAAUAUCACGAAAAGGUUUUGAAGAAGAAGAAGAAUGCGUUACCCUACUUGAUUGGUGGUGCUUGUAUUUUCUUGGCAUGGAAAAUGAGAGAGGACAUGGAGAAUCUGAAGAAGUCUAAAAAGCUGUACGACAUUCCGAAGAUGAUUUUUAAGUUACUUAACUAUUUUGACAAGAAAAAAAAAAUAAAAAAAAAAAUGAGGGAGGUACAAGUUGGCAUGAUCUUGAGUGGGUGCGCUUACCGGAAGUGGGAAGACCUUUCGGAUGAACACACCUUCGGUUCGACCGCGGGGAAGGCGGAUAAAGGGGAGAGCACAGGGAACGCAAGGAUGGCAGGAAAGGAAGGAAACACAGCAAAGGAAGGAAACACAGCAAAGGAAGGAAACGCAGCAAAGGGCGAAGGUCCAAGUGGAAGGCGCCGCGGAGAAGAAGCCCGUCCUCCGGGGAAGGCAUCCCAAAGGAGGACUCCCCCCAGGAGCGGCAAAAAAAAGCGAAAGCUCUCCCCCAAGGGUCAAGCCGAGAGGCCCCCUCCGGAACCGGCCGAAAGGAGCAGCCUACACCGACACCUGGCCCAGAUAAAGCGCAUAGUCAACGCGGGCUACGUAUCUGACGUGAACAACAUAUGCCACGUUAGCGACUGCUUCAAUUCGUAUCUCUCCGAGUGCAACAGUAGGGACGUCUCCGAGUAUGAGCUCGCGGGGGGGGAGCGCGGCACGAGAGGCGAUCUAUCUGACCACCUGCGUCACAGUCUACAUGACGGUCUACGUGACGAUCUGCCGCACAACCAAGAGGACCCCCCCCCCAAAACCUACCUGACCCACUUCCAACAUCUGUGCAAGCGCGAGAAGCGAAAAAUACACAUAUCCGCCUCCAAGUGGGUCCUAAAAAAUUCAGGCCAGAAGCUCCAACUCAUGCAGAAGGUAAUAAUAUACUACGAGGGGGAAAUCCUAAAAAGCAUUAACUACUAUUUGAAGCCAGAUAUAUUUUCCUUCGAGCUGUUGCCAUCGUUCAUUGGACACUUUGCCAACAUCAUGAAGGGCUACGUGGCGGAGGACGAGGUAGUCAGCCUGGAGAAAAUCGCCUCCCUCAGCAUCCUUGAUUAUUACAAGACUCCCCUUUGUUUGGUCUUCACUUCGAAAGAGAUCAUGGUGGCUUGCAUCCUGCGCGCAUACAUCUCGUUGAAGUGGAUCUGCGGCCAGCUGGACCUCCGGGCUAUGUCUCUCCAGGAUUUCGAAAAAAAGGCGACUCGCUUCACAGAGCACGUCAGUUCGAAUAACCCCAUCAGCAUAACCCGGGUGAAGAUAGCGUUGCGGGAAAUCAGGCUCUUCGGCGAGUGA
This is a messenger RNA of Plasmodium inui San Antonio 1, 2676 nucleotides long. RefSeq lists its product as hypothetical. Gene Ontology annotation, biological process: positive regulation of DNA-templated transcription, elongation; regulation of transcription by RNA polymerase II. Gene Ontology annotation, cellular component: cyclin/CDK positive transcription elongation factor complex; nucleus. NCBI's taxonomy places the organism in Eukaryota, Apicomplexa, Aconoidasida, Haemosporida, Plasmodiidae. Gene Ontology annotation, molecular function: cyclin-dependent protein serine/threonine kinase activator activity. The transcript has 3 exons. The coding region runs from base 1 to 2676 and encodes 891 amino acids. The record is from RefSeq and is a predicted model, not a curated record.